Molecule: messenger RNA, 2953 nt
Organism: Colossoma macropomum (tambaqui)
Lineage: Eukaryota; Metazoa; Chordata; Actinopteri; Characiformes; Serrasalmidae
Gene: map1lc3a
Product: microtubule-associated protein 1 light chain 3 alpha
Exons: 4
Coding region: 142-507 (121 amino acids)
Biological process (GO): macroautophagy; cellular response to nitrogen starvation; autophagy of mitochondrion
Cellular component (GO): autophagosome; autophagosome membrane; cytosol
Molecular function (GO): ubiquitin protein ligase binding
Source: RefSeq, a predicted model, not a curated record
GAUGUUUCCCUUUAAAAGUCUGUGACGUCCUGCGCAUGUUUUUAUCGCCUCUGGCUCAGAGUCGCUGCUGAGGAUCAGUACAGUAAAAACAAGGAAGAAUAAAACUGCAAGAUCUGACUUUGAUCAUCUCAAACUACAGUUAUGCCUUCCGAUAGACCUUUCAAACAACGACGGACAUUCGCUGAUCGUUGUAAGGAGGUGCAGCAGAUACGAGAGCAGCAUCCUAAUAAAAUUCCGGUCAUCAUUGAGCGUUAUAAGGGAGAGAAGCAGCUUCCCGUUUUGGACAAGACCAAGUUUCUUGUACCUGAUCACGUCAACAUGAGCGAACUUGUGAAGAUUAUCAGGCGUCGUCUGCAGCUGAACCCAACACAGGCCUUCUUCCUGCUUGUCAAUCAGCACAGCAUGGUCAGCGUGUCCACUCCCAUCUCUGAGAUCUACGAGCAGGAGCGGGAUGAAGAUGGCUUCCUCUACAUGGUCUAUGCCUCGCAGGAGACUUUUGGCUGCUAAGCUUUAAUCCUGGCCCCCAGGAUUAAUCUGAGGGAGGAAGCCGAGAGAAGCCGGAGAAAACAGGCUCAAGCUAAAAGUCCCGUCUCUGUGUUUCUCUCUAAAAUCUAGCUUCUCUCCUGCCAUCUCUAAACUAACACUACCAUCAUAGUGUCUCGCUACAACACGAGCGUGCAUAUGACAGCACUACUGUACCUGCUAGUCCGACCCCUUUGACCUUUUUAAUCAACCCAACUCGCUCGUUCCACUUAGUAACAUAAGCCUGGGUGUACGUAAGGAGCUGUUUUUACUUUUUGCUCUGGCCCUGUUUGUUUUUAUGUUCUAGAAUUUUAUUGCUUUUAUUAGGACCGGUGUGUAAAAUAAUUAGCAACACUUUUCCAGUCACUGUAAAUAGGUUAGUGUCUGUUAUUUCUUUUUUUGGUUUUUUAAAGGUUAAUCUGUAGUCUAGGCAUUGUUGCAUUUUUCUGCUCUUGCUUGUAGUAAUCCGUCAAACAGUAAUCAUUUCUGACGCUGGAGUUAGAUUUUAAAAUCUUUCUUCAAAGGAAGUCAUAAACAAAAAUGUAGGCCCUAUCACAUUCACGCAUAUAAGCUUCAGUAGCAUCUGUGCACGGUUUUCUGGCCAUGUAAGAAAGAGCCCUGCAAACCAACUUCAGAGUGAAAAACCUGAAUAAACCUGAAAAAUGCCACACUACACAUACACAACUGUGUUUGACAGCUUAUAAAACCUGGGGUACAUGUAGAUGUGAUACAUGUAGACUUAAUAGCCAUUUUUAUCAUCUAUACAUUCACUUUAUUAGCAAAUCAGUGAGCCUCUAGAAUUAGAGUGCCCCAAUUCAGUGUCCAAUAUUUUAGCUUUGCAGUGGAACUAUGAGGCUAAUGUACAUGCAAAAUUUCUGCAUGUAAACAUCAUCGUUAACACCUAGUGUUUUAAUACGAAAAUAAGUAUUGCAGCAACAGAUUUUCUUUACAGUGGUGGGAAUAGAAACCAGACGUCAUAAUGUCUAUAACUCAACGUAUUUGUAACAAUUUCAUGUAAAGACAUUCUGUGAGGGAGCUUUCACAGGCAUUAAAUGCUUGAGAAGUUUCUUUUCAGUGGUGGUGAUAAGAACCAGAGGCCACAAUGUCUACAACACUAAUAUAGCUGUUUUUUCACUAUCCAAAGCCACCAGUGAACCUACAUGUCUUCUUUUUAUGGGUAAGGCUAAAAAUGGUAAUGAUAAUCUGAAAUUUUUUUUCUUUUUUUUUAGUUAUUGGUUACUAUUUUGCUUUAUCGUGUCUUGUAUGUACCACUCCACCCUGAGUGGAUUUUAGGCAAAAAAAAUUCUUGCAGAAGAAGACAAUGUGUAUGGAACCAUUUAAUUUCAUAACUUUCUGAUCUAUUAAAUUUCUCUAUAUCAGAGAAUUUCACAUCACAUGAGAUUUUCACAUGCAAACGGAAUCACUCUGAAUGACUUUGUUUACAUAUUAACUGCAUAAUUACAAAGAAAUUUUGAAAAUUUUGUAAACUUCAUGUGGUUUGAAGCAAGUUUUGUGUUUAGUUAAGUAUGCAGUGUGCACUAUGCUAAUUGAUAAAGUGUAAGCUUCCAUUACUUUUUAGCUACAUUAGCCUCAUAGCUACAGUGCAGAACUAAAAAAGCAAACUUCAGACACAUAACCUGUCCUGGUUGAUUGAUUACAUUAUUCGGGGAUUAAUUAGGUAAAUUUGAUUUCUUGCUGAACUAUUCCUUUAACGGUAAUCAUGAGAUAAUAAAGUGGAGGUAAAGGAUCAUCUGUAGGUUUAUCUAACACCAUUUAGGUCUUGUGUUUUCAUUUGGGCUAAAUAUGGGUUUCACAUACCUAUUUUAGUCCUUAUUACUGCCACCAGGUUCUGUAGGAUUGGGUACGUUUACAAAUACAGCUCUAGUGGUCAAGCCUAAACUGUGCGAGUAUGAAUGUGGUCUCUGUGUGUAUGUACGCCUCCAGUGAAACAGCAGUCUGUACUGUAUAUGGGCCGGAGGAACACAACACUAAAUGGGUGGUAGGUGAGGUUUCUUUUGGCAUACUCUAAUAAGUAGAAAUGAAUAUGCUUCUUUUGCACAAACAAAACAGCUAAGAGGAUGAACUCUGUUUAAAUGUAGAACUUAGAAAUCUAGCACAUAAUUGUAUUCUGUUUUAUAUCUGGCUUCUUUCCUUUCUAUCACUAUCCGACGUGUUUGCCUUCUGUCCAAAACUUCAAUGAAGGGUUUAUGAUGCACUACAAUACCUUUGCAUGUUUUUCUCAACCUUUUUUUAUAUAUUGAUUUUAUGCUAUAGAUUUGUUAAUUAUUUCAACUUUAUUUAACGCAGAAAGUCUUUUUAGAUGUUUUCGAACCAAAAAAAGAAAAAAAGAAACAGAAAACCUGAUAUAAAUAUGUAUGUAUGUAUGUGUAUGUUUGAAAUGUGUGUAUAAACCAUCAUAUGAUUAGCUCCA